This is a messenger RNA of Vitis riparia (riverbank grape), 506 nucleotides long. RefSeq lists its product as uncharacterized. Bases 222 to 488 code for a protein of 88 amino acids. The record is from RefSeq and is a predicted model, not a curated record. NCBI's taxonomy places the organism in Eukaryota, Viridiplantae, Streptophyta, Magnoliopsida, Vitales, Vitaceae. The transcript has a single exon.
AUGAAAACUGCUGGCUACAGCCUCUGGUUUUCCCCAAAACUUUGGGCACCAAACCCAUACCCAUCUCUUGCUAUAUAACCAACCCACCUUCACUUCAUCUUCCUCAUCACAACACAAAACACUUGAUUUAUAGAGAGAUCUUCAAUAUCCCACUCACUACUCAGAAUCAGUUCUUUUACUGUUGAUUGCUGUUUGAGUUUUGGAGAAAGAAAAUUAAGAAGAUGAGUUAUAUGGGGAAAGCUUGGAUAGUGGCAGCGAGUGUGGGAGCAGUGGAGGCACUCAAGGACCAGGGCUUCUGCAGAUGGAACUACGCUAUGAGGUCUAUUCACCAGCAUGCCAGGAACAAGCUCAGGUCUUGUUCUCAGGCCCAGAAACUCUCUUCUUCCUCUUCCGCCAUGGCUUCUAGCAGAGUGAGAGAGGAGAAGGCCAAGCAGUCAGAGGAGUCUCUGAGGACUGUCAUGUACUUGAGCUGCUGGGGACCCAACUGAGGAAGAAGAUAUAUAUAU